Molecule: messenger RNA, 4858 nt
Organism: Mytilus trossulus (common blue mussel)
Lineage: Eukaryota; Metazoa; Mollusca; Bivalvia; Mytilida; Mytilidae
Exons: 13
Coding region: 174-3020 (948 amino acids)
Source: RefSeq, a predicted model, not a curated record
AAGUUUUUACCCUCGACUUGGACUGAAAUGCUAAAUUAAUUGUUAUUUUAUAGAUGUGAUUAUUUUUUUGAAAAUGUGAAUUUGUCAGAAAAAAAUGGGAUUAAUUUUCCGCACCAUAACAUUCUUCUAAAAUGGAGAUUAAAAUAAGGUUUUCAAUAUAAAAAAUAAAAAAAAUGGAAUGUCAACAUAUCAAAAAUGGAGGAUUGUAUUUUAUAUUUAUUCUUUUGGUGGCCGUUGUUUGUAGUGAAGGCGCCUGUACAUUUCCGUCCGCCCUGAAUGGUGAUUGGUAUAGUAGUAAUGGGGGAGAGUUGACAUUCACAUCAAAUACAUUUUCUAAUUUCAAAGUUGCAUCAUUCGGCACUUUUACUUUUACUUGUGAAAUGAGCAGUGGCACGCAAUAUGUUAGCAGUUCAGAAGUAUUUUACGUGUUUGCCCUCCCAUUUGUUGCCUACAUUUGUAUGGAUUUAACCGCCCUUUCAGGAUACAAGUAUCGCUACUACCAGGCAACAACACAACUGAAAGACGCGGAAUACGCCAGAUUAAAGAUCUACCUAAAUAACACAGUGACGGUCUCCGACAUCAAUACAAUAUGCGAGCUGACAGACUAUUCAACUUUAAGUUAUCACAUGCUUCUAAAAAAUAACACUAUAUCUAGUCAGAAAAUUCAAUGUCCAGAUUCAUUUCUGGGAACGUUUAAUUAUACCUACGAUACCGGAAGCGGAAAUCUGUGUGCUGCUAGCAGUGGAUUAGACGUUUGUACAGACAAAUCCACAAUGACCUUUGAUUACUCACUAUGCUCCGAGACCCAAGCUUAUUCUGCUGGCGGUAUAGUAAACUGUUUGUACUCCUCUACGUCAGGAUCUGCGACAUUGCUUCACGUCUUUAACUUAGAUUCUACAACAGAUGAAACCACAUAUUAUAGAUUCACGUGUUAUGUAAUUGAAACAAUUAAUAGCGUUGUAUAUGCAACACAAUAUCCACAGGACUGUCAUUACGGACAGAAUGCCACAAAUGUUAAUGCCACUGGUGGAAACUUGGUUCUAACAGCAGAAUCUAUUUGUGUGCCCGAGACAGUAGCAGCAGCUAGUAUAGGAAUCUACAUUGCCAUCGUAAUUCUGCUUCUAAUUAUCAUCAUCGCCAUCAUAUUUGCAAUAUAUAUGUGGAAGAAGAAAAAAGAAGAAGAAAAAAGAAAGAAAAUGGAAGAAGAAGAGAGACGACUUCGGCAGAAUACUAUCAGGGAAAAGAGAGAAAACCCAGAUUUGAGACCGGAAAUGGAUCUUGGACUUCCGGACGAUUCUAAAUAUAACAUCGAUCGUCUAAUAUACAGCGACGACAAAAUGGUUACACCUUCAAAUAUAGAAAUUGAAAGAUUGAGAUCCCAAGGAUUUGAGGGAUUUGAUGGAUUCGAUGAUGAUUACAUGGACGAUUUUACUCGACAAAAUAUGAUUGAUGCUUCCUUGUUCAUGGACAAGCGUCAGCGCCUUGAUCCUAUCGACGAGAUGGAAGGCAGUGAAAGAGGAAGCGCGUCUUUUAUGAAAAGAUUCAAGGAACUCGCACGAAGCAGAAUAAAAAGAAAGAAAAGAAAAGGAGGAAAAUCGAAAGGUAAAGGAAAGAAAAAGAGUAAAAAGGACGCUGAUGGCAAUGUUGUGAAAAAGAAGAAAAGGUUAGUCCUUGACCUUGGAACUAUCGAUGCCGAAGAUUGGGAAUCUGACGAAGAUUUUGACGGAGACGAAAAUGGUGAUGACGAUGUAAACCUACCAGGACAAGUUGAACAUUUGGAAGGAGAAAUGCCUUCUGCGAAUGGAGGAAUUGGACCAGUGUUGUCACAGAGGAAUGUUUUAGCAAACAGAAAAGUUGACCAGGAACCACAAGGCAAAAAGAAGAAAAAGAAAAACAAGAAAAAGGAAUGUGAUACUGACGAUGAAGAUGUGGAAAUGGAUUUGGAAAUAGCUACGCCAAGACUAAUUCUUCCAAACUUACGCCCUGAAAAUACAGAAACAGAUCAGGAUAAUAAAAAGAAAAAGGGUCCAUCUACAUUGGCGCCACCUGUUACAAAGAGAAAGUCGUUAUCGUCCCUCAGGAGUUUCCCCUCAAUGAGAAGUGCAAAGGUGAAUAAUUGGACAAAAGAGCAGGACUUGGAUUUACCGCUUUUCUUUGAAGAUCCGAAAUUAAAAGACCUACCUCCGCUCCAAAGAGUAAAUAGAAAGAAAAAUCCGAAACUAUGGUCCGACAUCCUUGCCAAAUUUGGUGGGGAUUUAAAACUUGGCAAUGACCCAAAUAGGCUUAGAUGGUCGGAAAGUAAAUGGCGUAAUUUAUUGGAGGAGCUUUACACUGACAAGAAAUACUUUGAUUAUAUGACAAAAUCAGCGAAACAUAACCCCGCAGAAAGAGACGUUGUUGGAGAAGCCAACGAAGGACUUGGUUAUCUGUUGGAUAGAGCUAAUUUUUGGAAAGAACAAGAACCCAUACCAGUUCGUCCACCUUCAUGGAGAUCACAUUCUUUUGCGCAUUCUGCAAGUUCUCCAAGGGGAAAAACUCCAAAGAAAUCGAAAUCUUUCGUAAAUUCUACAUCUGUUAAAACUACAAAUGACACGGUAUCAGGAGAAAGCUCUGGGGGUGAUUCGAAAGGAAAUUCAUCACUUCAAAAAGAGGAAUUGUCACCAAAUGAUAUUUCUACCCUCCACAGGGAAAAAUCAAAGCUUUCAAGAGAGAAAUCAAUGAUUAACAGAGAGAAGUCAAACAUUUCGAAAGAGAAAUCUUCUCCCCAAAGAGAAGUGUCGAAUGUUUCUAAACCAACACAUUCAGUAAGAAGAGAAAGAUCGUUUAUGGAUUCGCCAAAGUCGUCGCCAUCUACUAACAAUUCUCCGUUCGACAACUCUAAAAGUAACACACCACGAGCGAAAAAAGUUCAUUUGCCAAACAUAGAGGAUGCAAAUAAGGUGUACAAAAUGGACUUAAUGCCGAAAACUCCUUUGACUCAAGUAAGAAUAGACAUUGACAGAGAGGAAUCCAUGUUAUAGUGAUGUUCAUUGUGAAUUAUUCUGGUUCAACUGUGAUAUUUACUAAUAUGAUUUGUAGCGUGAAUUACCAAUUCCUUGUGGCUGAAAUCGUCAUCAGCAUUUCCAUAUUUGUGACUCAAAUUGAUUGAAAAAACUGUUUUUGGAUCAAAUGAUAUUGUACAUGAUGUGAAUCGAUUUAUUUUGCCGCCAAUUUAUUUACUCAAUUUUUGCGAGUAUAUUUAACUUAAAAAUAUAUCAAUGAGGUAAAAAAUCACAAAAAAACCCAAAUCACCGCAAUAAAAUGGUUUACAAAAUUACUUGACCCCCAUUUAUAUAAAAUCUAACAAUGAAAGACGAAAACAUAAUUGAAGGAUACAUAAAAUGCCUGAUAUAAGCAGGAAGUAUUCACUUAAAUGUAUCCCAAUAAAUUCUUAAUAUGUAUGCCUAGAUUUUUGCCUAUUGUUUGUAGCUUCUCAUGAGUGCUCUGAUAUAUGUUUUCUUUUGUAUAUAUAUACAUUUGACCUACAGAUUAAAGGUACUUUCUGUUGUAAAAGGAUAUCAAAUAGGUCUAAAUAAUGAUACUGGAAUUACAGCUUAUACUUUCAAAAUUAUUUAUUGUUUGAUCUAUUGGUUUUGUUGUUUGACAAAAAGCGAGUCAAAUUUUUCAUGAAUAUUCAGGACGAGAUCAAAUUUAAUUAUAAACCAAAUUUGAUGUAUUCAUAAAAAGCGACAGAUAAUGAAAAAAUAUAACUCCCGAGUACUGAUUAAAGAUACGACACAUUACAAAAUGUCAGAAAAAGUUUCUUGCAACAUGGCACUUAAAAGAACCCCUGAAAAAGAAGUUGCAUUUGUUCUUUUAUAUGCCAAUAAAGUAGGAUUUUGCAAGCACAGGGUAACGAAAUCAACGACCUAAGUUCGAAUUCAGGUCCGUUAAUAUAAGCACAAAAUGGCAAGAUUCACUGCAAUCAGCAGAAGUCCUGGUAGCUAUAUAUUCCAAAGUAAACGUUUGGGCGUCACAUUCGAUAUACCUAUACUAAACGAGUUUGUGAUGUUUUCAAAAUAUAAACAAAAGGUUUACUAACUAAUGGUGAUUUGUCAAUAUAUUUCAAAACUAUCAACCUUCUCAUUCUCAAUAAAUGCAAUACCAAAACACUACUACAUUAUGUAAAAUAUAAUCCUAUGUAUAGUUUAUCUACGUUUCAUGAAGCCAAAUAAUAAAAAUUAAAAAAAAAUAUAUGGUUUGUGAUACUGUGUGUUAGUUUCGGUAAUUUCGAGCGUUCUUAUUACAUGCUGUUUUUAUAUUAAUUGUGAUAAUUAAUCGAAGACUAUUUUACCUCGUCAUGUGUGGCUUUGCCUUUUCAAACAUUUGAAUAUCUCCAUUAGUUACACAUUUCUUUCGUACCUUCCUGAGAUAUGCUCAUCAUGAAAUUAUGCCCUUAUAUUUUACCGUCAGUAGUAUUUGUCAAAUAUAUUAAUAACUUGUUCUGUUUUCUAAGGGUUCAUAUUGGUUUUUUUUCACAAUAGCUCGUUAGAAAUAUUAUGUACAGUAGUUGUCGUUUGUUUAUGUAAUGACAUGCGUUCAGAUUGAAAUGAAACAUUCGAUUCGUACAUCAACAUGUUUAUAGGAUUAUGGAGUAUCAAUUAAUUUGGUUUACAUUUGUACGUGAUCUACUUCAAAAAUAAACGCGAACGAUUUUGAUUGAUGUAUACUACGCGCGGCUAGAAUAACGAUGUAGAUAGUCUAAACAUCAUUGCUGUUAAAAGUGUAAGUUUUUCCUAAUUACACAUUUUCAUUGAAUUCUGUGGCAUAUGCUUGUAACACUGUCGAAAUAAAAUUACCCUUUUUGGGUGGAAAUCAA